AUGAAGGACGUCGAACGACUUGUUCGUAAGAUCGCCCUGGAUUUCAAGAAGGGCCUUCACUUCCAAAGCUCGGCUGUCUCAGCUCCACAGGAAGCGAGCGAGGUGUACCUUGUUGGCUUCUUCGAAGAUACCAACCUCUGCGCCACUCACGACAAGGGUGUUACCAUCACGCCCAAGGACAUCCAACUGGCUCGCCGAAUCCGUGGAGAACGAGCUUAA
This is a messenger RNA of Opisthorchis viverrini, 219 nucleotides long. RefSeq lists its product as hypothetical. Gene Ontology annotation, cellular component: nucleosome. The record is from RefSeq and is a predicted model, not a curated record. The transcript is spliced from 2 exons. Gene Ontology annotation, molecular function: structural constituent of chromatin; protein heterodimerization activity; DNA binding. The coding region runs from base 1 to 219 and encodes 72 amino acids. NCBI's taxonomy places the organism in Eukaryota, Metazoa, Platyhelminthes, Trematoda, Opisthorchiida, Opisthorchiidae.